AACACUCUUGAGAGAGAGUGUGGAGAUCAGAAGGUGAGGAGGCUAACAGGUGAAGUGCAGUUAGGAUAGCACGAGGGGAGAGGUAUGAGGGUGCAGCUCUUGAAGUCAUUCUUCUCUUUGGUGAUCACUCUCUGUUUGGGGAGCCUGCUGACCACUUUCAUCUGGUACAUGGUUGACAACAACAAUGUGGAACCUCACAGACCGCCUCCUCACAAGAAAAGCCGCCCUCGGCCCUCUGACCUCUGUAAAGGCUGCAGGGAGGUCAUUGAUAAAGUACAACAGCAUUACUCUCAACCCUGGAAGAAGCAGGAAGACAAUUACCAAAAGUUCAGAUCUCUGCUGAGCAGCAAGUGCCAUGGUUUUGACAAGGCCAUCAUUACCCAGGCCAACACUCCAGUGGGAUCAAAGCUUGUGUAUGACGGAGAAAAGAAGAGGACCCUCCAGGUCACCCCAGAGAUUUUCAGCACCUUUGUAAAAGAGAAUCCAUUCCCAAAUAAAUCAAGGGACACGUGUGCUGUUGUUGGGAAUGGAGGGAUCCUGACGGACAGCGGCUGUGGAAAGAUGAUCGAUUCAGCUCAAUUUGUUAUGAGAUGCAACCUACCUCCUUUGGAUAAAGGCUAUGAGAAACAUGUGGGCAUGAAGACAGACCUUGUGACAGCAAACCCAAGCAUCUUCCUAGAGAAGUAUGGGGCUCUAAAGGGGCGUCGUCGUCCGUUCGUGGAGAGUCUGCGUAGCUACGGCAACUCCUUGCUGCUCCUUCCCGCCUUCUCCUAUGGCCACAACACUCCUGUGUGCAUGCGGGCCGUCUACAGCAUUGAGGACUUUGAAAGCCCCACCAGGCCCAUCUUCUUUAACCCUGAGUACCUCCAGAGUCUGGCCCUCUUCUGGCGCUCCCAAGGCCUACAAGCAGUGCGGCUCAGCACCGGCAUAAUGAUGGCCAGCCUGGCGCUGGAACACUGUGCCAACGUGCAUCUAUACGGGUUCUGGCCCUUCAGUAAUCACCCAGAUGGACUCUAUGCCCUGACUAACCACUACUACGAUGACAGACAAACUAAAAAGAAAUUCCACGCCAUGCCUACUGAGUUUGAUCUCUUGUUGCGGCUGCACAGUCAGGGGGUGCUCAGGCUUCACCUGGGAGAUUGUUGACCAGCUGACAGGACAGGAGCAAAUGACACAACAUCAGCCCGUGUCACUGUAAUUCGCCUGAUAGGACUGUAG
This is a messenger RNA of Sander lucioperca (pikeperch), 1218 nucleotides long. Its product is annotated as alpha-2,8-sialyltransferase 8F-like. Gene Ontology annotation, molecular function: alpha-N-acetylneuraminate alpha-2,8-sialyltransferase activity. The transcript has 8 exons. NCBI's taxonomy places the organism in Eukaryota, Metazoa, Chordata, Actinopteri, Perciformes, Percidae. The record is from RefSeq and is a predicted model, not a curated record. Gene Ontology annotation, biological process: oligosaccharide metabolic process; N-glycan processing.